AUGGCCGGAAAUGCUCAUGAUGGGUCUAACCCACCACCAAAACCUCCAGCAAUGCAUGUUGAGGGCACAGGAAUCCCUUCCAACACGGAUAAAAUCCACGAUGGUGAUGCAGCACUAGCCUUGUUCGAUAAUCUGGCAGAUAUGCAUGAUACCUUUGAGCCUGCGGAAGAAAAGAAACUCAUUCGCAAAAUUGAUCUCAUGAUCCUGCCAUUUUUGGCGAUUGACAAAACAACGCUCUCCUAUGCAGCUAUCUUUGGCAUCGAAGAAGAUCUGAACCUUUCCGGCGAUGAAUAUUCCUGGCUAUCAAGUGUUUUCUACUUUGGCUUUCUUUUCUGGUCGCUACCAACAAACCUUUUGAUGCAACGAUUCCCAGUUGGCAAGUAUUUGGGCAUCAAUAUUUUUCUUUGGGGAUUUUUCCUCAUGCUGCAGGCUGCUGCAAAGAACUUCACACAACUAGCCGUGCUACGUGUCAUCUCAGGCGCCGCUGAAGCAUGCAGUGAUCCCGCCUUCAUGCUCAUAACGAGCAUGUGGUAUACUCGACGAGAGCAACCGAUUCGAAUUGGGCUGUGGUACACGGCCAAUGGCUUCGGUAUAGCCAUCGGUGGCUUGCUAGGAUAUGGAAUUGGUCAAAUCAAAGGCUCUCUUCCGUCUUGGAAAUACGAAUUUCUCAUUAUUGGAGCUUUUUGCUGUACUUGGGGAAUUUUGCUGUUCAUAUUUCUUCCCGACUCCCCAGUGACAGCACCUCAACUGUCAGACCGGGAAAAGAGACUUGCAGUUGAGCGACUACGCGACAACCAGACAGGUAUCGAAAAUAAGAAUCUCAAACCUCGACAGAUCCUCGAAGCUAUUUUGGAUUGGAAAGUGUGGGUCUUCUUUCUACUUGGCUUCUCAGGUAACAUUCCAAACGGUGGUAUAUCUAAUUUUGGAACGAUCAUCAUUCAUGGUUUUGGCUUCUCCACCUUGGUCACUUCGCUAAUGCAGAUUCCAUAUGGUGCAUUCAUUUCUGUGAUGAUUCUUGUGGCAGUCUUCGUCAAUGAUCGGCUGCCUCGCAACAGCAGAUGUAUUGUGGCUAUUGUAUUCCUGCUUCCAAAUCUGGCGGGCUCAUUUGGUCUACACUAUCUCCCAUCGUCAAAUCAGGUUGGCAGGUUGAUUUGUUACUAUCUGACAGGUUCCUACAACGCCUCGUUUGUGAUCAUCCUUUCCAUCCUCACGGGUAAUAUAGCUGGCCACACUAAAAAGGUUAUCACAAACGCGAUGAUAUUCCUCGGAGUUUGUGCAGGCAAUAUUUCUGGGCCAUUCUUUUACAAGUCGAGCCAAGCCCCCGGUUAUUCCCUGGGUAUCUGGUCGAUGAUUGUUGCCAAUUUUGUCGAGAUUGCCCUGAUUGUGGUACUGGGCCUUGGACUGGCAUGGGAGAAUCGACGUCGCGAUAGGGCCCAAGGUAUUUCUCCAGGUGAUGAAGCAGACUAUACGCGGGAACUUGAGCUGGAUCGAUCCGCGUUCAGUGAUCUUACAGACAAGGAGAAUCUCAACUUUAGAUAUCUAUACUGA
Molecule: messenger RNA, 1548 nt
Organism: Penicillium malachiteum
Lineage: Eukaryota; Fungi; Ascomycota; Eurotiomycetes; Eurotiales; Aspergillaceae
Exons: 5
Coding region: 1-1548 (515 amino acids)
Biological process (GO): transmembrane transport
Cellular component (GO): membrane
Molecular function (GO): transmembrane transporter activity
Source: RefSeq, a predicted model, not a curated record